Messenger RNA from Struthio camelus australis, 2079 nucleotides. The record is from RefSeq and is a predicted model, not a curated record. NCBI's taxonomy places the organism in Eukaryota, Metazoa, Chordata, Aves, Struthioniformes, Struthionidae.
UCCCCUCCGCUUGCCUCCCAGUUGCAAUCCCUGGGAGAAAGCGCGGCAGAGGAGAGGAAACUUUACCUCUUGGGCAAUUUGACAGCUGCGCGAGCCCGGAGAUGAGCCUGUGAAGGGAAAUUUCUUUUCCCCUUUCUUUGCUUUUUGCUCACAUGACCAAAAAAGUUAUGGAUGUUGUGGGUUUUCUUUUUUUUUUUUCCUGCCUGUGGUUGAUUGAUCACUUUAGUUUAUGACGCUGAAAUGCUGUGUGCCCUUGUCCCCCAGGGUGUCCCCGUGGAGGACCACAGACCUCCUGGGCUGAUGCAUUGCAUGUGUUCUCUGCUCGAGAUCUGAUUUUUGGGAGCAAAGGGGUCAUGUCUUAAAAAUAUUUGGAUAUAUAUUUUUUUCCUUCAGCUGAGCUGGGCUGGGGUUAUUUAUUAACUCCAGAAGUAAUAAGCAGUGAGAGACGCGUGCUCCAUUGGUAACCCCAGGGGCCUGCCUUGGCCCUUGAACUUUUCAAGGCUUGGAGGACUUCCAAAUCCAGGUUUUCCAAGGGUGGUCCCCAGUGAGCUGACUUCAAAUCUUAUGUUGUGACUUGGCCUCUUGAAACAGAGCCAAAGUUUUAACCCUCCUCCCUGCACAGGGAAAGGAGGCGAGCGCAGGGCAGGCUCUGCCCUGGCGUCAGCUCUCCCCUCGCCUGCGGGUGGGUUUAAUUUGGUGACCAGAUCCCCACUCAGACGAUGAAUCCCAGCUAGCAGACAAUGAAUUCAGGGGUUUCCAACCAUGUCCUUCAUGGCACUGAUGUUUCCCGUAUCUGAUGGGCUGCAAAUUUGAAGUGCUGCUGGGAGGGAGAAAUCACAGUUUUUGAACUGCUUCACCCUUUUUGCUCUUUCUCCUGGGGUUUUUCAGCCAGUCCCCACUUUUGCUCCCUAACCCGGGUGUCUUCUCCUUCUCCAGUACCUGCUGAAAGCCAGCGAGAGUCAGAUGAAGCAAGGACCAGAUUUCCUGCAGAGCCUUAUCAAGUUUUUCCACGCUCAGCACAAUUUCUUCCAAGAUGGCUGGAAGGCUGCCCAGAACCUCUACCCCUUCAUUGAGAAGCUCGCUGUGUCUCUUCAUGCGCUCCACCAAGCUCAGGAGGAGGAGGUGAAACAGCUCACGCAGACACGCGAUUCCCUGCGGAGCAUCCUGCAGCUGGAGAGCAAAGAGGAAAACCUGAGCAGGAAGAACUCGGGCAGCGGCUACAGCAUCCACCAGCACCAAGGGAACAAGCAGUAUGGGACAGAGAAGUCAGGAUUUCUGUACAAGAAGAGUGAUGGGAUUCGGAAAGUGUGGCAGAAGAGGAAGUGUGGCGUGAAGUACGGGUGUCUUACCAUCUCCCACAGCACGAUAAACCGUCCCCCUGUCAAGCUGAACCUCCUGACCUGCCAAGUGCGGCCUCACACCGAGGAGAAGAAGUGCUUUGACCUGGUGACCCACAACAGGACAUAUCACUUCCAAGCAGAGGAUGAACAGGAGUGCAUUGUCUGGGUCUCCGUGCUGCAGAACAGCAAGGACGAAGCGCUGAGCAACGCCUUCAAGGGCGAGCCCAACGGCAGCGCGGCCGCGGCGGGCGGCGUGGCGGACGGCGGCUUGCAGGAGCUCACCAAGCUGGUUAUUAGCGAGGUGAAGAACAUGCCGGGAAACAAGCAGUGUUGUGACUGCGGGGCCCCGGACCCCACGUGGCUCUCCACCAACCUGGGCAUCCUGACGUGCAUCGAGUGCUCCGGCAUCCACCGCGAGCUGGGCGUGCAUUACUCCCGCAUCCAGUCCCUCACCCUGGACGUCCUCAGCACCUCCGAACUGCUGCUGGCCGUCAGCAUCGGAAACACCCGCUUCAACGAGAUCAUGGAGGCCACGCUGCCCGCGCAGGACAGCCCCAAGCCGUCGGCCGGCAGCGACCUGGGAGGAUACGAGGAACCCCAAAUUGUCCCCGGCGGUCACAGAAGGAAGGGAUCCUCCUCGCUCCCAACCUGGAGUCCCCUUGGGGCUCGAUGGUGGCCCUGGGGUGCAGGAGUGGGCAAGGGGCAGCCUUGGGGGAGGCAGGUUAUCCCUGGAGACUAG